CAACGAAAAGAGUGAUGAAGGUAGGAAGAUGAGUCAAAUAAUGGACACUGCUGCGUCGGUAACCGUAUUCAACUAAAAAACAAUAAUAAAUAAUAAAUGAUGGGAAAACCAAAUCAAAGCUGCAACAAUGGAAGUAGAACAAUUCUUCAACAUCCUUUUUAUCACCCCAUUCUUCACCCACUACUUCUUGUACCUUCAUCCUCAUCAUCUCAUCCACCUAUUUCAUCACUUCCACACAUCAAUUUCAUCAUUUCAACCACCAAUUUCAAAGAAGGAGUUUGUUGAAAUAGUAACAUGUUUGGUGGUGUUACAAAUGGAUAUCCUGCUUUCACCGAGGAACCCCAGUCACAGUAUGAUAUGAGUGCAUUGCCUCAGUUUCAGCUGUUUGAUAAAUUUCCAGCUGGUUGUGCGAUCGAAAAGGUAAACUUUGUUGGAAAUGAAAACACAACGGCUUCAGGUCGGCCUAUCAAGAGGGUCCGUGAGGUUGGACCCGGGUUCACACAGCAAAAGGUUCAAAGAUCUCUAAACAACUUAUGUCAAGAUGAUGCAGGCCUUGCUAGAACCGCAAUGAAUCAAAAUCAUGUAUCAACGGGUCUGAAGUUAUCGUAUGGGGAAGAUGAACGCAACUCUUCUAUCACAUCUGUUAAUGAAAACUUAAGUGGUCUCCGCCCUGUCACUUGUUCACUCGCAAAUAGCAUCCAACUUGAAAUGGAUUGCCAACAUAAACUCCUUGAUCAUUAUGUUAAAGUUCAGGAAGAAAAUAUGAUGAAGGGUAUAAGAGAAUUGAAUCAGAAACAUACCGCUUUGUUACUAAACACAUUGGAGACAGAAGUACGAAAAAAGUUGAAUGAGAAAGAUGUUGAAAUACUUAUCAUGAACCGACGAAACAUGGAAUUAGGGUUGAAAAUAAAGCAAGCUUCCAUGGAAGCUCAAGCUUGGCAUUACAGAGCAAAAUACAACGAAUCGGUAGUGAAUGCCCUCAAGAACAAUCUUCAACAAGUCAUUCCACCAAAGAAUGUGCAACAGAAAGAAGGGUAUGGUGAUAGUGAGGUAGAUGACGCUGCUUCUUACACAAAUGCAAAUGAUGCUUUGGGGAACCCGAAUCAAUCAUUUUCUACAAAGCAGUUAAGUUGCAAAGCGUGCAAUGGUAAAGAUGUUUCUGUUUUAUUACUGCCUUGUAGGCACUUGUGUCUGUGUAAAGAUUGUGAAGCGUUUGUCGAAAACUGUCCUGUUUGUCAGACAACGAGAACUGAAAGUGUACAUGUUUUCAUGUCGUGAAAAUAUGUGUUUUGUCAAGUGUGUUUGAGUGAUUAUUCAUAAAAAUGGAAUCUUGGCUAUUGAGAUUGAAGUAUGAAAUGGUUUUGGGGUUGUUUA
This is a messenger RNA of Helianthus annuus (common sunflower), 1374 nucleotides long. Its product is annotated as BOI-related E3 ubiquitin-protein ligase 1. Lineage: Eukaryota; Viridiplantae; Streptophyta; Magnoliopsida; Asterales; Asteraceae. The record is from RefSeq and is a predicted model, not a curated record. Gene Ontology annotation, molecular function: ubiquitin-protein transferase activity. Bases 295 to 1278 code for a protein of 327 amino acids. The transcript is spliced from 4 exons.